Frankliniella occidentalis (western flower thrips) is the source of this 1260-nucleotide messenger RNA. RefSeq lists its product as uncharacterized. The transcript is spliced from 2 exons. The record is from RefSeq and is a predicted model, not a curated record. The coding region runs from base 1 to 1260 and encodes 419 amino acids. Lineage: Eukaryota; Metazoa; Arthropoda; Insecta; Thysanoptera; Thripidae.
AUGAGGAGGAAGAGGAAACGUAAAACUGGUUUAAUAAAAAAUAUGUUUAUUGAAAAUAGUGUACUGUACAACCCUAUAAUUUCUUAUAUUGAGAAGCUUGUUACACACCCUGACUUUGAAAAGGUGACAGAUCCUUCCUUAUUUGACCCAAAUGAAGAUGUAUUAGAUUCUUUCACAAAGGGUGAACGUUUUAAGAAGAGCAAAUUUUUCAAGAAGUUUCCAAGAGCUUUAAGGAUACAAUUGUAUUAUGAUGAGUUCGAUCCUUGUGAUGCCAUCGCCACCAAAGCUGAUUUUAUUUGUCUUGUCGCAUUGUGCAAUGCCAACACGAUCAAGGACGUUGGGAUUGAUAUUGUUAUGCAACCGAUUCUUAAUGAUCUUAAAAAAUUGGAGAAAGGCAUUCGUCUUAAAAGUGGACUAAUCAUACAUGGAUCAUCAAUAUCAGUUAAUGGGGACAACCUAGGUACUCAUUGUAUCUGUGGAUUCAAAGAAGGGUUUACAGCAAACCAUACUUGCCACCAUUGCAUGGUAGAUCAAGACCAGCUCCACACAAUGACAAGAGAGAAAAAAGACUUGUUAAGAACAUCCGAACAAUAUGAUAAGCAGGUGGCAGAGAUGUCAGCAGCGUCAUCAAAGAAGAAAAGAGAAGAAUUGAGCACUAAAUUUGGAGUUAACCGUGGUUGCAGUUUGAAUGAACUACAAACUUUUAAAGUAAUAGGAUCCGUAGUAGCGGAAACCAUGCAUGACUUGAACGAGGGCUGCUUAAAUGUUCAAGUACGAUAUCUUUUCUCCCACUUAAUGUCUGGUGAGAAACCUAUUAUGACUCUUGAUUGGUUGAAUGAGGUCCUUGCAGACUUUGACUAUGAAUACUCAGAAAUUUCAAGCAAAUCAUCUUUAAUUAGAAAAAGUCAUGUUGAAGGUAAGGAGAGCAAGCUGCACCAGAAUUCAUCUCAAAUGUGCCAACUAGCAAUGACAAUACCUUUGAUUUUGGGUCCUCACGUUCCAGAUGAUGAUCUGCACUGGGAAAAUUUUUUGCUGUUGAUUCAAAUUUGUAAAAUGGUUUAUUCUCCUGAAAUUCAUCGCCAUGAAAUAGAUGAACUCUCUGAUGUCAUUGAACUAUAUCUGUCUGGUUUUCAAAAGUUAUAUCGAGAAUUAAUUCCUAAACAACAUUUUUUGGUGCAUUAUCCUCGGCUUCUUUUAGAAAACGGAGCCUUGACCCUCUACAACUGUAUGAGAAUGGAGGCAUUUCACCGCCAGUGUUAA